AUGAUGAAUCGAAGGAGGAGAAUUGUUCAUUCGUCCUGUCCAUUCUUCUUCUCCUUUGGUCGAGCGAUGGCAAAUCAAAACGAUGGUAUUUACUAUUUGGAAAAUAUAUCUUCUCGGAGCAACCCAAAUGCAACGCUGACGAAAACGGGAAAAGGAAGUGGAAUUAUAUUUUUCAUGUGUUUAGGCUUGAUAGUCGCCCUUGUGUUGGGCUAUUUAGAUGUUGCGAAUGGUUGGAGGCCUCUGGCUCGUUUUCUUCCUCUCGGAGGUGAUAAAGUGGACGAGUUUGGAAAUCAGAGUGGUCAAUAUUCAACGAGAAAAUUAGUGUAUUCCACAUCGAGAAUUAUUCUUGAUGUUGCUCUCAGUAGAAAUACAUCAAAAUGUUACAACCCUGAUUUUUCAAAACAGCAAGAUCCUUCGGUAAUACUGCAGAUGGAUGAAAAAUCUUUAAUAAGUCAAGAAGCUCAUGUGCUACAUAGGCUAUUUGACAGCGGCUAUGCAGAAUACAUGUAUAGAAGCAAACAAAAUGUAAAUAUUUACAACGUCACUCAGGAGUUGUACUUGGCUCCAGGAAACAUUCGAAUGCCCUCUCCUCAAGCAUUCAAAAUUCUGUCAUUGGCAUCUAUGGAAGAUCGAAUUCUGUGUUGUAGGGAUGGUUUUUUGACACAGCUGACACAAGACCACAUCGUAAUCACACACUUUAAUACAGGAAUGAAACGAAUUAUGGACUGUGACAUUACAUCAUCUAAAAAUACUACAAUUAUAAAUGUCUUUGGAAUACAGACCAUUGAAGGAGGACUAACUUCUGCCACUAUAAUGAGAAUUGAAUGGGAGAGCUUAGCAUCUAGAUCUGCAGAAAUAUUUGUUCUUGAAAAACAAAAAGACCAGCAAUACAUUGACUCAUUUUUUGGAAGGAUUUUAAGAUCAAAUAUAGACCAAAUAUUGAUAGCUGGUUCUUCUCUGGAUAACUAUUUUAAAAUAUUUAGAAUUAGUAAUAACGAUAUAGCAAUUAUGAGCGAGUCUUUAAUUAAUUUAGACUCACUACCAAUGCAGCAUCACUUGCCUCAAUUAUUUAAUCAGUUUGCUCUUCCUUGUGAAUUAUUUGAAGACAGCCAAAAAACAACAAUAUUUUCUGUAGCAAUGAACUCUGCAAGAACAACAUUCUCUUUGGUAUCAAUGGAAGCCAGUACUUCUCAGGAGAGUGUUUUUAUUUUGAAAGAGUAUUUACCGUUAGUCGAUCUAUCCUCAGAUGUGAACAAGUCCACGAUCGAUAACAUUUUUUUGUUUAGAGGGGAAAAUCUGCCGAUAGUGGUCGCAUAUAGCACAGCAAGAAUCUACCAUUCCACUCUCUUCAGAAGUGAAGGAAAGCUGGACCAGUAUUUAUCAAAUAUACCAUUAAUAUCGUCCAAAGGUGGAAAGCUUCAUAAUAUGAUGAUGAUAAAUUAUUGUGACGACCGAAACAGAACACUAUUUGUAGAAGUAAGGGAAAAACAAAUUUUAACAUUCUCAUCAACUUGGAGCAACACUACAUCAUCGUUGAAUGAUUACAAAAUUGGAUUCGUUAGCGACUACAUGCCAGCGUCAGUGGAAGGAAAGAGGAUUCAAUUAUUUGAUGACUAUGUAUUUGAUGGGAAUAUCACUACUUUCAAUACCAACAGUACAUCUGUAGUUGAAAUUCGUUAUUCCAUCAAUAACCCUGAAAUUGGUAUGAAAGCUACAGCCAUUCACCUUAUUCGGUUUGAAUUUGAUCCACAAAAAUAUUUUAUUAAUGGUGUAGAAACUCUGCUAAUGAUUUCCUAUAACCCAAUACCUGAAAUAUCAAAGGACCUUACAUCUUUCUUUCCAUAUUCAAAUGACUCACUGCUUGUUGCUGUUAAUUAUAGAAAUGGCUCUCACAUUUAUUCUGAAGUUAUUGAGUUUCAAACGCAAGAUUGGACCAUCACAAGAAGAAAACAAUUUGAUAACACCAUUUUUUCAGAUUCUCUUUACAUCUAUAAUGAUUACUUAUACCUAGCGAACGCGACGUCUAGCGUUGCCAUUUUAAGCUUACAAGAUUUUUCGUCGUUUUUCUUACCGCUGGACAAUACUGCAAGUAGUGAUUCUGAUCAAAUAGAGAAGACAGUGAAAAUUUCUUCAAUAAUCCACAAAAAUAUGUCACAACUCAUUGAGACCGACCCUAAACCUAUUUUCCCUUUGAAACCUUAUAUUUUCUAUGCCACAUCAAAAGGUAAAAUUUAUCAGAUGGAGCUUGAUGGAAAAAACACGUACAUUGAUUACGAGAAUACCAUCUCACUGAAGAACACAUCAUUGGUUCCCAUGUCCGGAAUAUUUUUCAAUCUACACCUUUAUGUGACAUUUUAUCCUGGUCAGAUAUUGGAUGUUGAAUUUCAAGAAACCUAUAAGAAUGGAAAAUAUUCACUCCUUCCAGUUAGCCAGAAAAUUUACAACCUUCCUUUUAUCCAGAAUACUCGAGAUGUUUAUUCCACCAAAUGGACAGCAGAAAUUGAUUGCUAUGCAGAGUAUACUUACUUUACUGGGGAUGAUGAAGCGAUUUACAAGUUAGAGAUGAGAUCUGUCCCUUUUUCCUUGUAUGAUAUUGAACCAGUUAAUAUUUAUCAAAUAGCAGACAUGAAAACAUCAGAUACCAGUGGGACCCUGUUGUUGAUUGACCUCAAAGGCCAUGUUAUAAUUAGAGAUAUUUCAUUAUAUCCAGAUAUUAGAUUUUAUCUUGUCAUUGCCGUAAUCGCUUUGCUCAGUGUGACGCUAUUUGUCAUCAGCAUUGUGUGUAUCAUUCCUGUUAUUAUGAGAUACAGAAGAAGACAGUUAAUUUCUGAGAAGAGGAAAACAUUCAGAGAGCUCAUUGUGAAAAGCAGUUUAGGAGGGCUCACCAUCCAAAAGAGAUUAUAUUUGGUGAACGCUCAUAAUAUUUUUAUCAAGAAGAGAUUUAGACCAACUAAUUUCAUCACAAACUUACCUCAUUCACAAGGCCCUCAUGGAAUUAUGUUUGAUGCAACACUUUCGAACACUCCAAUCAUGCUAAAGAAGGUCACAACACCUUUCAAUGUUUACAGAGAAGAAUUGAUUGAGGAAGCAAAACAGUUAGCUGUGCUAAGACAUAAAAACAUUCAAAGCUAUAUUGGAAUCUCAAUAGAUGACACCAACACAAAAUAUAUCAUUUAUGAAAAGUUGCCGGAUUAUGUUUGCUCUUUGAGAGAAUAUGUCGAAGCAGGAAUUAUUCAGGCAAGUCCAAACGUACCACAAGCGAAUAAGGACUCUCUCGACAAGUAUUCCAUUUCAUUCCAGGAGAAACUGCAAUUAAUUAGAGAUACAAUCAAUGGCUUGUCCUAUCUUCACAGAAAGGGAUUACUGAUGCACGGAAAUCUUAAACCAAGCAACAUUUUAGUGCAUUAUGUCGAGCCAAAAGAAACAAAAACAAUUCCGGAUGAGGAGAAUGAUAAGUCAAGGCUGGUAUCUAGUGUUAACGUUUUAGGGGUUGUUGACCGAAAUGUUGCUCGAGUCACUGAUUACGGAUUUUUGAGGUAUUGCAAGGAUGUAGUAUUUACCGAAACAGAUCUCAUGUUUAAAAGUCCUGAAGUGCUUCAGCGAAGGGAAUCCACUCCUCUGAACCUCGAUUUUAAGAGUGAUAUUUACGAGUUGUCAAUUGUCAUGUUCUCUUUGCUAUUCCUUAGAAUGCCUUAUGAAGUUGUGAACAUAUCCCAAAUCAUAAGUGGAGAGUUGAGGCCACGAUUUCCAUUUGAUCUACACAAUGAUGAUUCCAUUUGGAAAUGGUUUGGUACUUUUUACGAAAAUGAUGACUACUUGGGUACAAUCAAUUUCAACAUUUUGCAUCACGAUCCCAACAAAACCAAGUCAUCUCUCGUCAAGAACAUGAAAAAAAUUUGCUCUACAUUAGAAUCCAUGUGGUCCUCGAAUCCAAGUGAAAGACCUUCCACAAAGCAAUUGUUAGAAAGUCUCAAGGAUAUUCUUCCUUAA
Molecule: messenger RNA, 3990 nt
Organism: Naegleria fowleri
Lineage: Eukaryota; Heterolobosea; Eutetramitea; Acrasida; Naegleriidae
Exons: 2
Coding region: 1-3990 (1329 amino acids)
Biological process (GO): protein phosphorylation; signal transduction
Cellular component (GO): cytoplasm
Molecular function (GO): ATP binding; protein kinase activity
Source: RefSeq, a predicted model, not a curated record